ACCAAAAAUCAACACAAAGUCUCUCUUCUCUAGUCAUUACACUCUUUUCUUUCUUUCUCACUUUCUGCCACCACAAAAUGCCUCCAACUGAAGCUCUGAACCACAACCCCAACACCACCAUGAAGCCAUUCAACGUCCAAACCACCAAGCCUCCUCCCUCCAACGGCCACGUGGCGCCCCCUCCGGAGCACGCGCCGCCGCCCACCACCGCCAAAUCCGCGCUCUACGCCUACCGCAAGAUGAUCCUCGUGGCCUCCAUCGCAAUUGGACUCCAAUUCGGCUGGGCUUUACAGCUGUCAUUACUCACACCAUACGUCCAGCUCCUCGGGAUUCCCCACAAGUACGCCGCCCUCGUCUGGCUCUGUGGGCCCAUCUCCGGGAUGAUCGUCCAGCCCCUCGUCGGCUACUACAGCGACCGCUGCACCUCCCGCUUCGGCCGCCGCCGCCCCUUCAUCGCCGGCGGCACCGUCUUCAUCCUCAUCUCCGUCUUCCUCAUCGGAUACGCCGCCGACAUCGGCCACGCUGCCGGCGACGACCUCUCCCGCCCGGCCAAGCCCCGCGCCAUCACCGUCUUCGUCGUAGGGUUCUGGAUCCUCGACGUCGCCAACAACAUGCUCAUGGGCCCCUGCCGCGCCCUGCUCGCCGAUUUGUCCGGGAGCAGCCAGAAGAAGACACGUGUCGCCAACUCCUUCUUCUCCUUCUUCCUCGCCGUCGGCAACGUCCUCGGGUACGCCGCCGGGAGCUACAGCCGACUCUACAAGAUUUUCCCCUUUACUAAGUCCGAAGCCUGCGACGUCUACUGCGCCAAUUUGAAAUCCUGCUUCUUCAUCUCCAUCACGCUUUUAAUCUUUUUCGCUACCAUCGCUCUCUAUUACGUCACCGAGCGGCCGAUUUCCUCGGACGGGAAGUUUCUGGGCCCCGCGGAUGAAGACGAGGAGGAGGAUGAAAUUGAGGAGAAGUCGGCGGCGGUGGUGAGAUCGACGACGUGUGGAGGGGUGCCGUUCUUCGGGGAAUUAUUCGGUGCGGUGACGACCAUGAAGAGGCCGAUGAUCGUGCUCCUGAUGGUGACUGCUCUCAACUGGAUCGGCUGGUUCCCGUUCUUCCUCUACGACACCGACUUUAUGGGCCGCGAGGUGUACGGCGGGACCUCCAACGGCGGGACGGCGGCGGAGGUCAAGAUGUACUCCAGGGGAGUUCGGGCUGGAGCGAUGGGGCUGCUGCUCAACUCCGUCGUCCUCGGGUUCACUUCCCUCGGGAUCGAGAUGCUCAGCCGGUGGGCCGGCGGCGCCAAGCGGCUGUGGGGGAUCGUCAAUUUCAUUCUCGCGAUCUGCUUGGGGCUGACCGUGUUGGUCAGCAAGCUCGCCGAUUCCAGCCGGCAGUUCGCCGACGACGGCGCGCUGCUGGCGCCGACGGGCGGGGUUCAGGCCGCGGCGCUGCUGCUGUUUGCGGUUUUGGGUAUUCCUCUGGCGGUGACUUUUAGUGUUCCUUUUGCUUUGACAUCAAUAUUCUCCAAUGAAACUGGCGCAGGACAAGGACUUUCAAUGGGAGUAUUGAAUCUUUCCGUAGUCAUCCCUCAGAUGAUGGUAUCCUUACUGAGUGGACCAUGGGACUCUCUAUUCGGGGGAGGCAACUUGCCGGCGUUUGUGGUCGGAGCAAUCGCGGCGGCCUGCAGCGGGAUAUUGGCGCUAACUUUACUCCCAUCUCCGCCGCCUGAAGCGGUCGGGAAGGUCGCCGCCGGGGGCUUCCAUUGAUGACCCUAGCUAUAAGUUAUAACCAUCGUUAUAUUUUAUUACUUUUUUAUUAUUUAAUUCCCACGUAAUGAGCUAGAGCCUAGAAGUGCCCUUUCUGUAUUCUGGCAGCUUCAUCUCGAUCUUUCUUUCUUCCUUCCUUCCUUCCUUACCCACCAACACUACCGAUCAUAUUGUACUUUUUCCCUUUUUGCCCCAUCAACUUUUCCUGAUUUUCCUUUUAAGCACGUUCUCCCAACAUGCGGGGGAGGAAGAAGGCUAAAACCGGCAUCCCUUAGUUGGUCGUUUCUCGUCGGCGGUUCGUCGUCGUCGUCGUCAUCAUGAAUAAGUUGUGUACAAGUCGUCGUAGUGGCUAAGUACGUAUGAUGCACCAUCAGCGGCGGCCAUGGAUUGAGAACUGGCCCGCGCAUGUGGAAUAUUGUAUUAUUGUUGCGCUGUAUAUUUUGUAUUCGUGUUAUGAUGAUUGGAAGUAAUAUAUGAAAAGAGUUGCA
This is a messenger RNA of Linum trigynum, 2239 nucleotides long. The record is from the annotation of a GenBank genome assembly. Lineage: Eukaryota; Viridiplantae; Streptophyta; Magnoliopsida; Malpighiales; Linaceae.